GGCGGCCUGGCUCCUACAAUUGGCCGUUCCGACUGGUCAGACCCCGCCCCCCAGGUGAGAGUGGGGACGAGUCACGUGAGGGGAGCGGGUGCCAGGCGGCGGCGGUAGCAGCGGCGGUUGGAGCGGGAGGAACUAUGAAGCACUAUGAGAUAAUCUAUAAACCAGGCAGACAGAGGGAUGGAAAACAGAGGCACAGAGAUUGGAAGCGACUGCCCCAUGGUUACGGAGCAGGUUGGUGACAGAGCAAGGAGUAGAACCCAGGUCUCCUGAGGCCAGUCCUAGAUGGCUGACUUCAUCCAGGUGGAGAUCCUGGAUGCCAAGACCAGGGACAAGCUGUGCUUCCUGGAUAAGGUGGAGCCCAAUGCCACGAUCGCCGAAAUCAAGAACCUCUUCACCAAGUCUCAUCCCCAGUGGUACCCAGCCCGACAGUCCCUCCGCCUUGACCCCAAGGGGAAGUCCCUGAAGGAUGAGGACGUGCUACAGAACCUGCCGGUGGGCACCACAGCCACGCUGUACUUCCGGGACCUGGGUGCGCAGAUCAGCUGGGUGACGGUCUUCCUCACCGAGUAUGCUGGGCCCCUGCUUAUCUACCUGCUCUUCUACUUCCGAGUGCCCUUCAUCUACGGCCCCAAGUAUGACUUCACCUCCAGCAAGCACUCGGUCGUGCACCUGGCCUGCAUCUGCCACUCGUUCCACUACAUCAAGCGCCUGCUGGAGACCCUCUUUGUCCAUCGGUUCUCCCACGGGACGAUGCCCUUGCGUAACAUCUUCAAGAACUGCACCUACUACUGGGGCUUUGCGGCCUGGAUGGCGUAUUACAUCAACCACCCGCUGUACACCCCGCCAACCUACGGAGACAAGCAGGUGAAGCUGGCGCUCAUUAUAUUCCUGUUCUGCCAGCUGGGGAACUUCUCCAUUCACAUUGCUCUGCGGAACCUGCGGCCGGCGGGCUCCAAGACCAGGAAGAUCCCAUACCCCACUAAGAAUCCCUUCACGUGGCUCUUCUUGCUAGUGUCAUGUCCUAAUUAUACCUAUGAGCUGGGCUCCUGGAUCGGCUUCGCCAUCAUGACCCAGUGUCUCCCAGUGGCCCUGUUCUCUCUGGUUGGCUUCAUCCAAAUGACCAUUUGGGCGAAGGGGAAGCACCGCAGCUACCUGAAGGAGUUCCGGGACUACCCACCCCUGCGCUCACCUAUCAUCCCCUUCCUGCUCUGAGCCACCAGGGGCUGCUGGGGCUUUGUGUAUUGGUGCAGUCCAGGGAGGAGCCCAUUCCCCACGGGGGUCUCUGCACCCCUCAUCUGGCCAGCUGGCACAGGGCUCGGGGGAAGCUGUGCAAACUCUCACCCUCCUCGCUGCUGGGGUUUCUGCAGCUGCCCCUGUGCUCCUGUGGGGGCUGGCCCCACCCUCCCAGGGAAGCCAACAUCCAAGCCCUGCUCAGAGCUAGUUUCCAUGCUCUCCUCCAGCUGCGCCAUGCACCCAGUGAGCCCAGAUCUACAACCCUGCCUAACUGGAAACUAACCCAGGGAGAAGCUGCAGCUGCCUCUGGCUGGAUGCAACCACUCAGAGCUGUGGCCUGGAGGAAGGACUCUGGCCUAACCUCAGGCAUCUAACCUGGCCCUAGGCACCUGCCAAUGCGGCCUGAUCCCAGAGGAGCUGAGCGCUCGUGCCCCCAGUGGAGCUGGUGGGAGUGGCAGGUGCUCAGCCCUACUGGAGACCAGGCCCCUUCUCUAGGUAUCAGCUCAGGAUCAUAGGUGCCUCAUUUUAGGCUCUUGAGCAGGAAGACAACUUCUUUCCUGGGUCAUAUCUCCAUGGCAGGGCCUCGGGGGCGAGUGCUGGGCUGAGGCAUGGGCCCUGUUCAGCACUCCUCUCCUUCUAAAGCUGCCCAGGGAGCCAGGGGGCUGCUGCAAGACACGGCUGGGCUCUGGCUUCUACCCUGCACCCCAGGCUGAUGGAAAGAGGGCAGGAUGGUAGCUAAGGCUGGCAGGGUCUGGUCAGUCCCCUAGCCCCAGGCUGCCUUUCCCCUGUGCUCUGCUGGCCCAGGUGUUAAGGGCAUCAGGCCUGGAGCAGGCCCCCUGGGCAGCGAGUUUACAGAUCAGUCUGUUUAAAAUGAUGCUCCAGGGUCUCAUGCUGGGACAAGCAGGAGUCAGGACUAAGGCAGGGUGGUAGGUGGGGGUGGUGUGGGGCAGAACUGAGCCAGGAGUGGGGUGACAAGAGAAAAGGGAAGAGUAACAGCACUACUGUGUAGGGAAAGCAAGGAGCAGCAGGUCAAGAUUGAGGGGCAGUAGCAGGGCUGUGUGGGGGAGCUCAGAUGGCAGCUGCUUGACUCAGGCCAGCACCGUUAAUUGUAAGCACAGUAAAGUGUUUUCUUUUGUACCAUUCUUCUGUUCUAUCCUUCCCCGUGUUGCUGAGCAGCUGCCCUGGCCUGCAGUCCCAGGCUGUAGCUCAGGCCUGGCUCUGCCGGGAUGGCAGGGGCUAGAGCAGGCUAUUCUAAUAAAGACAUGGGGUGAGGCCAUUCAGCUCCCUCCUGCACUGGCUCCUUG
Molecule: messenger RNA, 2537 nt
Organism: Caretta caretta (loggerhead turtle)
Lineage: Eukaryota; Metazoa; Chordata; Testudines; Cheloniidae
Gene: TECR
Product: trans-2,3-enoyl-CoA reductase
Biological process (GO): very long-chain fatty acid biosynthetic process
Molecular function (GO): oxidoreductase activity, acting on the CH-CH group of donors
Source: RefSeq, a predicted model, not a curated record